UUAAUAAAAAGUGAAAUUCGGACCUGUCUUACAUCACUCGGGUACCAUAAAUGUAAAUUAGCUUAUAGCAGUUGGUACGUUCGUACCGGAUGGUUAUAAAUUUAAAUGUAAAUAUUAUGGUGAAAAAGCUUUAUAUGGUUGAGGGUAGUCCGGUGGCGAAUGCGAUCCUUAUGGCAGCCAGAGCUUUUGAUGUUGAAUUGGAAUUGCAGCAGCUCGAUUUUGCUAAGCAAGAGUAUUUAGAGGAUUGGUAUCUGCAGAUCAAUCCUGCUCAUACAGUACCGGCGCUAGACGAUGAUGGAUUUAUCGUAUGGGACAGCCACGUCAUUCUAAUAUAUUUAGCAGAAACCUACGGGAGUAGCAGCACGCUGUUCUCUAAUAUUCCAAAAGUGAAAUAUAAAAUUUUACAAAUGCUCAAUUUCAAUUGCGGAACCGUUUUUAGGCGAUUGAGUGAUUGCCUGCGACCAAUAUUUUACGAGAAUCAAAAGACGAUAGAGCAAAAGUAUUUGGAAUCGCUCAAAGACAGUUAUAAAGUCUUGGAGCGGAUACUUGAAUCGUCAAAGUUUAUGGCCGCCGAUACGAUGACUAUAGCUGAUAUAAGUUUAUUUUCAUCCAUAGCAGUUACCGAUUUAAUCCUUCCAGUUACCGAUGUGGAAUAUCCAAGACUUAGGGAAUGGCUUAUUGAUAUGAAGAACACAGAUUUGUAUAAAGCGGGAGAACAAGGAGUGGACACUUUAAAAAAUGCAUUGGAUGUUAUGCUUGAAAUGUAGUCAAACAUAAACAAAAAAUAAAAGAACUAGCAUGAGUUC
Molecule: messenger RNA, 806 nt
Organism: Anthonomus grandis grandis
Lineage: Eukaryota; Metazoa; Arthropoda; Insecta; Coleoptera; Curculionidae
Product: glutathione S-transferase 1-like
Exons: 4
Coding region: 90-767 (225 amino acids)
Biological process (GO): glutathione metabolic process
Molecular function (GO): glutathione transferase activity
Source: RefSeq, a predicted model, not a curated record